AUGGUGAGCCUGUACCGGGGCGCCGGGCUCCCGCCCCGGCCGGACCGCGCCCGCAGCCUGCGGCCGCACAGUAAGUGGGCGGCUUCUUCCUCCGGGCACCAGCAGCGCCACCUGCGGGGCUGGGCGCUGCGCGGGCGGGGCGGGGCGGCCUCCAUUCAGCCCGCCCACGUUGGCUGCAGGCCUUUCAACAGUAGCAAUUCAACAAAUAAUUCAUCCAGGAGAUCUCCAGCUCAGACAAGGAGAUAUGCCACACAUUUGCCUAAAAAAGAGCGCAAGCACUGUAAAUUGAAUUCUGCUGACAAUCAGGUACUUCUAGUGCUUUUCUCCAGUCUCUCCAAAGGAGGGAAGAGACUGGGAAGCUCAACUCUGCUGCAGACAGCUAAGGGUUCAAAGUACUUUAUGCAGGGCACAGUGCACCUGUGGAGUACCAAGCCGCACAGGCACCACAAGAAACUCCAAGAGCUGCUUUUACACAGCCCAGAGGGAGCUGGUUCUAAGUCUCUGUGCAGAAGAGUGGACUUCCAUGUGGAUUUUGAUGGAAUAGGCUGGGGCUCCUGGAUUGUAUACCCACAAAAAUAAAAUGCUUUCCGCUGUGAAGGGGAAUGUCCCAUACCACUGUGAAGGGGAAUGUCCCAUACCACUAACAAUGCCUACGUGCAGAGUUUGCUGAAAUAUUAUCAUCCUGAUCGUGUCCCUGCUUCCUGCUGCAGUCCACUGAGAAUGAGUCCACUUAGCAUGCUCUUAGAAGAGGGACAGGUUACAAUAGGCCACCAUGAGGACAUGAUUGUAGAAGAGUGUGGCUGCUACUGAGGAAACUGCAGAGCUCUGUGCAGGCUUCAGUUCUAGAGGUAGGAGCUGGAGCUCCCUUUGCAUAUUUGCAAAGUUACCAUGAACAAGACAGCCCUAAAAUGCAGCCAUCUUAAAAGUUACACAGCAUUUUUGACAAGGGGAAAAAGGAAAUUCCCUACUCAUACGUGGGAAAGAUGACAAGCUGUGCCAAACCCCAGUACUUCUUUCAGUUACCAAAACUCAAAGCAAAGUAUGUGUGUGUGUGUGUGUAUAUAUAUAUCACCAUAGCUAUUGAAAUCAGGUAGCUGAAAUACAAAUUGCUGUACCAUCUGUGACUAGCUGUCAUGAGUUCAGGAUGAACUACACUGGAAAUGAACUGGUAAAACAAAUGUUUGUCAUGACUGCACAGGCAACUUGAGUGUGUUUUCUUGUGCAGGAAUAUAAUUGCUAAUCCAUCCAGUAAAGCUAUCUCAGGUCUUCAAAUAAAGAUGAGAACAAUGAUGUUUAAUCCUGUUUAUUCUUAGCUCAGAGUCCAGGCUAGCAGUGAAUUUUAGCACCUGGGUGGUAAGUACCUCAUGAUGAGUGACAUAACUUUUGAUCUACAAGAGAGUUCUCAAACUCUUCUAAAGCAUGGACCAUGUUUUAAUAGUCAGAUCAUCUCAGGACACCUCUCCUCCCACUUGUGCUCAUGCUAACUAUCUCAUGCUUAUCAUCCCUGAGCCUGGGGUGCUGGAGCUGAGGGCACAACAGCCCCCUUUUCAAAGUAAUAAUAGCAAUUGAAUGCUUUACAAUUUUGUUCAGUGGCUUUCAGCACCUCCCCUAUAAAAACUGUGCCAGUGCCCCCAUCCCUAUAGCAACCACUGCAAUUGUUUACAAUGGGAAAUAAGAAGAGUUUUUAUAUAUUUCUUUUUAGUGCAAGGUAUUCUCUUUUUUGAAAAAUAAUUUGUCUUCUUCCCCUUCCAUCUCCACUUUUUCUCUCACAUUGCUCAUGCAUUUCUGCUACCUGAUCCCUCCUCUCCGACAGCACGAUUCCCUGUUGCGUCAGCCUGGGGGCCAGUGUCCUGAGUGGUUAGAGCAGCACAGAGGCAGAGCUAUGGGGCAGGCUCAGAAACAUGGGAAAUGCAGUGCCAACCAUGCAGCCACCUUGGCUUCAUACCACUUAGCCAUUCUCAGAAACUUAAGGAUCCAGAAGAUUUUGUUUUACACAGGGAAAAGCAGCUCCUUCGACAUUAGCAAUUCCCCCUCCUCCCAUACUAUUGGGAGCAGAUCUGAUCCCAAACAUGCUGCAAAGAAAGAAAAGGGGCAUCAGCACUAAGGACCCUUCCCUUCCUCUUCUGCAGCUGACAAUGCCCAAGGAGAAAGAAGUGAUUAUUUAUGGAUGCACUUAUUCAUUGCAAGGUACUAUUCCAAGUAACAUGUCUUGGUAGAGCCCCAAACCAAUAGCAACCAUUGCCCCGUACUUUACACUGGCAGUUCUCAACCAGAGAUCAUGAACAGCUAUCACAGGAUUGCAAUCACUCUUUAGUUUUCAUAAAGCUAAAUGGGAGGAUAGUCCCAGGACUGUAAAGUUCAAGAACUUUUAUAAAACACUUUAUUUUCUACCCUCAUUCUACACCGAACUGUUUUGUUCUUCCUGGAGUAUUGUUCAUAUACCAAUUAAAAGGCAUCAAGGCUUAGCUGGUACUUGGACUAGUAGGCACUGUUUUAUAAAUAGGAGACAUCCUUGAAAACCAAUAAAGGAAUCAUUAUUGUACGUAAAGUCAAG
Mauremys mutica (yellowpond turtle) is the source of this 2554-nucleotide messenger RNA. RefSeq names its product nodal growth differentiation factor (gene NODAL). The record is from RefSeq and is a predicted model, not a curated record. Lineage: Eukaryota; Metazoa; Chordata; Testudines; Geoemydidae. Gene Ontology annotation, cellular component: extracellular region. Gene Ontology annotation, biological process: SMAD protein signal transduction; BMP signaling pathway. Gene Ontology annotation, molecular function: growth factor activity; cytokine activity; type I activin receptor binding.